Messenger RNA from Hypoxylon fragiforme, 2661 nucleotides. RefSeq lists its product as uncharacterized. Bases 1 to 2661 code for a protein of 886 amino acids. Gene Ontology annotation, molecular function: RNA binding. Lineage: Eukaryota; Fungi; Ascomycota; Sordariomycetes; Xylariales; Hypoxylaceae. Gene Ontology annotation, cellular component: cytosol; cytoplasmic stress granule. The transcript is spliced from 3 exons. Gene Ontology annotation, biological process: positive regulation of translation. The record is from RefSeq and is a predicted model, not a curated record.
AUGCCAGACCAACUUCGGGACUUACUCACCAACGUCCCUAAUUCAGACUUCGAAGAAAUGUCAAAUUCUGCGACAUUUUCAUAUGCCCAGGCUGCCAAGGGCCAGUCUGCGGCGCAGUCCGUUGGAUCUCAGUCGAGCACGACACAAAGUCAAGCUCCUUCAACAACUAGCACACAAAGUCGAGAUGCCGCUCCUACCCCGAGCACGAGGGCUCCUUCGGUCGCGAUUUCGACUACGUCGAACGAACUCGAUGGCUCGCAAAAUACCCGAAGCUCUUCUGUGAAGCCCGACUGUGCCAGUUUAAAUGGCAACGACUCAGAUAUCCUUUCUACUAGCGAUAAGGCGGCUGAAUUGUCGAACCUUCCAAUCCAGGCCGCUGAAAAGGUACUAGGCGACAAUGUACCGCAACCCGCAGAGAGACGCGGCAGAGGCCAAACCUUGACUUCCCAGGCUACGGAUGCCAGUGAUGGCAAGAAAUCCCGGAAGGGUAAGAAAGGCAAGACAGCUGAGAAAGAGUCGGAUCAAGAUGUAGAUCAGGGUCGCGGCCAGGAUAAGAAAGAGAAUGUGCCUCCCAAGGUGGAAUUAUCCGAGGCGCCAGUGCCGGCGGUUAACGUUUGGACACAGCGACAAGCAGCCAGGGCUGCUAAGGUCAAGACAACUCCUUCGGCAUCCACGCCGGCGCGGGGCUCGAAUAAUACAGGCGCCGGCCAAACUGACGGGGCAGUGGGUCCUGUCUCUCAAGAGUAUAAGUCAAAGGCAUCGCAGAAUGACGGGAUCGAUGCGACAGUAGCGCAAAGCAAGUCGCUACCGGCAGGCGCAAGACCCCCCAAGAAGGAUGUUGAGCAGUCGCGGGGCAGUGGUGGUCAGGCUCCUCGCAAGGGUGCUUCGCGGGGCACCCCAGGCCCGGUUGCGAGUAAUACUUUGUCGUGGCCGACACCCGAGACGGCAGCGAACGGUUCGAAACCCCUAACUACUGAGAAGGCCGAGAGGAUUGAUAAGGAUGAAAAAGAUGAAUCAGGCCCAAGCAAGCCUAGGGGAAAAGACAAGUGGCUUCCUGUUCCAUUUGUGCCAUCAGUGACUUUCGAGACACCCAUACCAACGAGAAGCUCGAGAGGUGGCCGUAUUAAUGGCACCCGAGGUGGACGUGACACUGCUAUUAGAGGCAAUCACGGUAACAGUGCAUCAACUGAUCGUACCCAAGAGAACGGUACCACCACUGGGGUUUCCUCUGCCCCACUGUCGUCAAAGCGUGCGUCUGUUGACGUUUCUGCAUCGCGUGACACCCGUAAGGCGCAAUCCCAGGCAGGAUCAGGAAAGGUUCUAGGAGAUUUCUCUUCUACAAGCGCGAAGAUCGAUGCAUCGAAGCAAAGCCCGGUUGAUUUAAGUCAUGGAGUUUCAAGUCAGCAUACUCCUGCUCGUAGUAUGAGCUCUAACCAGCGAACCGACGAGUCUGUGAAAAUGUCGCCUACACCAAGAGACAAUGGUGUGCACAAUGCGAAAGACUCUAGUUUUCAAGGACAGAGCAAUUCGAGCCGCAACGAUCGCAUAAGGGGCAACACACGCGGCCGCGGUGGUCACUCUGCCUUGAACGGAAUUCCUCAUCCGCAGUCUCAGUUUAGCCAGAACCCUGUUGGAUACAACUAUUCAGCCAACGCAAACUCCAGACAGCCUAACCACUCAUACGCCGCUAGUUAUGGGCAAAUGCCAUAUGGCCAGCCAUAUCCGAUCUCGACGACAAGCAACCAUCGGAGUCGACCAAGCUCGGGAAACAACCGCUCGCGCGGAAGUGCAGGACAUCAGUCUUCGAGACCAUCUUCAUACCCAAUAAUGGGCAUGCCAUAUGAUCCUGCGCUAUAUCCACAGGCUGGACCAUUUGUCCCAUAUCCUGCAGACCCCAACCACAUAUUACAUGUGGUGCUAUCACAGGUGGAAUACUACUUCUCCAUCGACAAUCUCUGCAAGGACUAUUAUCUGCGAAAGUUCAUGGAUUCUCAAGGGUUUGUACCUUUGAGUAUCAUCGCCUCAUUCAAGCGCAUGCAAGAAAUUGCACAGGAUUAUCAGCUCAUUCGUAUAGCUUGCGACAGUUCUCCUCACAUAGAAUUUAUCGUCACAGAGGAUGGACACGACAAAGUGCGUCGUCGAGAGAAAUGGGAGCAUUGGGUACUUGAAAAGUCCAUGAGACACCCAACCGCCCAACACGACGGUCCCGUCGGCUAUCGCCCGUUUGAUCAUCGAAUGACUUAUUGGCCUCAGGUGAUGCCAUAUGUUGGCGACGCUGCUCCCAUGUUCGCACCCAACACAAUAGAUAACCAUUUCGCACACAACGUGAAUGGAGGCGUCCUCACUUCCCCAACGUCCAAUGGCGUUAAUGGUCAUCCCCGCCCCGCGGAUUCACAACUUUCCGCAGCAGUGCCGGAAUUCUCCCCCACAGUCAACUUUGGAAUGGGAGGAGCGAGUCAACCAGACCUAGUACCGUCAGGCUCUGUUGAUGGUGGGCUAGCAACGGACAACAUCCCCAAGAAGAAUAACAUGCCGUCUUCAAGUGAACAAGCCAGUUUUCUCCCGAAUGGCUCCCAAAAACUUGAAAGUGCAGAGAAGGUUGACCAUGAUGGCCCCGUUACGAACGGAAUCAAUGGCCAUCAUGAAACAGAGGGUUGUUAA